Molecule: messenger RNA, 4031 nt
Organism: Zeugodacus cucurbitae (melon fly)
Lineage: Eukaryota; Metazoa; Arthropoda; Insecta; Diptera; Tephritidae
Product: nose resistant to fluoxetine protein 6
Exons: 7
Coding region: 1132-3615 (827 amino acids)
Molecular function (GO): acyltransferase activity, transferring groups other than amino-acyl groups
Source: RefSeq, a predicted model, not a curated record
AAUUGUCCGGAGUCUUUAGCUUGUCUGCUUGUCUCCAAAGAGGAAAACACUAUUCAGUUCACUUUCGUUGGUCAAUCAGUCAAGACGCGUUCAACUCGUGACGUCCUUACUGAAACUAAAGUGUCGUUAUAGCAAAUCUAGUGGUCUCGCAGAGAGCGCGUACGGGCUUGAAGAAGGUUCUCAAAAUCAAAAUUUUAAACGCUCACCGAAAUUGACAACACCGAUACCGAAAAGUAUCAAAAGUAUCGCGAGAGCGUCGCGCAAGCUUACUAUGUUAACAGAGACUUAAACGAACCUUCAUUUCGGCCACCUUCGUCCGACGCUGUUAAUGUAUUUUUACAACGAGCCGCGCCGCGCAGCCGCAAUUCGAAUUUGUGCUAUCGCACAAAUCGGUCGACACCGCUUGCGUUCGUUACACACUCGCCCGCUCACUGGGUAAGAAAACAAGUCGCGCGGCAUACCAAAAACGAAUUUCAGCUCGCUGAUGGUUGAAUAACACACAUAACGCACAGAAACACCGCAAUAGUGCACGGUGCCCGUAAAUAAGGAAAGUAAAAGUGUUCCUCCUCUGGUGUUUUGUUCGUUUAUGGGGAGGCCUGAAGUUACGAAACACUUGUAGAAAUAUUCACAACGCCACUAUAACGGCCAAAAUUGGAAAGCAAAAGAGAAUACGGAAAUAACAGAUAACAAUAAAGUGAAUGAAUUAUUAACUUGUACAGUUUUAUUCGAAUACGUUAGUAACGGUUAAUUCCGUUCGUUACGUCCCGCUCAUUCCUGCAAUGAAUUUAUAUAAUUUUAGUUUAUAUAGUUCACUUUUAAUUAUGUAAAUAUACAAAAAGUAAAAUAGAAAAAACCAAAUAGAGUAACGCGUUUCAGUGAAAUCCGCGGAGUUAAUAAAAUGUCAACUAGCCAGUGGGUGCUAAGAGGAAUUUGUCCCAAAUUUUAUGAAAGUGCACUAAGUCAACACUAACACAACGACUCACGAAUAAAUAAAAUCUACGAAUAAAUAAGAUCACAAAAACAAAACGAAAGUGUCUAUCAAAAGCUGAAGAAAAUUUGAAAAAGCUUAAACACAUUUAUAUUUACUUUUCCACAAGUGUGUGUACGUCUUAUACAAUAUUUUAACCAACAAUGUACCAUCCGCUGGUGCGAAUAUCGCUGAAGUCCAACUUUGGCUUCUAUCUCGCCAUUUUAGUGGCUUUCUUGCAUAUAGCGGAAUAUGGCGCUGCGAUCAGCAAUGGCGACUUGCCGAAAACCUCCAACGCCUCACUGGCCGCUAUGAUGUCCAGUCAUAGCAGCAUCAAUCUCCAGCUGCCCGAGUCGCAAGCUGAUGAAAUGGCAACGAACAAAAUGACGACGGCCGCGCAUUGGAAUACGCGAAACGCAGUGCGUCUCAGGGAUGUGCUGAACCUUUUCGAUAUGUCAAGCGUGGCAGAGCAUUGGAGCAGCAUCCAGCAGAUGAUUGGCGGCAAUUGCUCGCAGGAUUUGGAGCUCUAUAUGCGCGGCUUAAAUGCAGCAAAUAUCUGGGCGGUGAAAAUGGAUGAUGCUUCCGGCCAUUAUACAUCGGGCUUCUUUUACGGCAACAACUAUUGGCUGGGAUCUAUGUCGCAAUGUGAAUCUAUUUACCACGAAGAUGAAAAUGACAACUCAAACGCCAAAGUUGCGAAAAACUCUGGUUUGCCGUUCGCCAAAGCCCAUACGCAAGUUUACACAACGGUGUACAAUGAAAAUCCUCCCUUUAUGCCCGGGUUCUUUGUUAUAAAGCUGUUCUUGAACGAAACGUUUCCGACACUUAUGACUCGAACCAUCUACGUUGGCGUUUGUUUACCUUCCAGCUGUUCAACCACAGAAGUCAAUUCCUUAACUGAGUUCUCACAAACACCCUCAGCAACGCGGACAGUUAACAUAUUGGAUGUGCGCAUGCCCACCAACCGGCAGUUUAACUUAUACGAUGAUCGUACAUUUUGGAUUUUAAUUUGUGUCACAUCUUUCGUCUUCACUCUUAUAACGGCCGGUACAUUAUACGAAAUAUACUUGACGCGUCGCUUAAAGGCAGCACUCCGUCGUCAGGAUAAAGAGAUGAUGAAUAACAGUGAAACCUCGUCUGGUAUUGGCUGCCCUUCUUCUGAUUACAGUGAUUCCUUGGCGCAUGAAUCACUCAAGAAAGAAUCCAUUAAGGAAUCUCUUAACGAACUGAAUAUAGUGCUGAAUAUGCCACACGAAAUAAGCGGUGGUCCGACUAGCAGCAACAGCACUUCGGAUGAACAUCUGGAAGGACAUCUGCACGAACCGGAGAAACUGGGCGUUUACUCCGAAUUAUUACUCUCAUUCUCUGCGAUUACCAAUUUUAAUGCCAUCUGCGAUCGAAAUGUCGGUGCGGAUACCAUACCGUCUAUACAUGGAUUGCGUGCCUUUUCAAUGGCAUGGGUCAUACUCGGUCACACUUGCAUAGUGGUCUUCAAAUACUCCGACAAUAUGGAGAUGCGCAAGGAAGUUGAGAAAAACUUCUUCUUCCAAGCCAUCACCAACGGACCAUUCAGCGUGGAUACAUUCUUUUUUAUCAGUGGUUUCUUGGUUUCAUACCUGUACUUCCGCACGAAUGCCAAAGGAAAACUAAAUAAACUCACGAAAGGUACGAGCGAACUGGCAGCUGGCACAGCACACUUCUUCGGAUUGGUCGCCUACCGUUUUAUGAGGUUAACUGCGCCGUAUAUGUUUGUGCUCGGUGUGGUACAAGUAUCCAUGAAAUAUUUGGCAGCCUACUCGAUAUUCGACCCACCGACUAUGGAUCACGAAACUUGUCCACAAUAUUGGUGGCGUAACUUGUUGUAUAUCAACACACUCUUUCCGGUGGAUCAAAUGUGUAUGCUAUGGAGCUGGUAUUUGGCCAACGACACACAGUUUUAUAUAAUCGGCGCCAUCAUACUGAUUAUUGGCGUACGGCAUUUUAAGUUAGCUGCAUGCACCACACUAUUUUUCUUGGUAUCGUCGUGGAUCACCACGGCAGUCAUAGCGUUUACGAACAACCAUCGUCCCGAUACUGACGAUCCCCUUGCACUCUUCGAUAAAAUUUACGACAAACCCUGGACUCGUCUGGGUCCCUACCUUAUUGGCAUGGCUGUUGGAUGGAUACUGUUUCGCACCAACUGUAAAAUCCGUUUGCCACGUCUAACGGUAGCCACGCUCUGGAUAUUGACCAUGCUCAAUUUGUUUGUGAUCGUCUUCGGGUUGUAUCGUGCCGAAUUGUCACAGUUUAUGGCAGCCGCUUACAGCUCACUUAGUCACUCAGCCUGGGCGCUAUCACUGGCAUGGAUCACGAUUGCUUGUUCCACAGGAUAUGGUGGUUACAUAAAUACAUUGCUUUCAGCUCCCUGCCUCUACCCGUUCUCACGCGUCACUUAUUGUGCAUAUCUGGUACACCCGAUUGUCAUACGUUCCAUGGCACUAAACACCGAUGCACCGAUGCAUCUGGGCGGUGACACAAUGGUUAUAUUUUUCUUCGGACUCGUGGUGGCCUCGUAUCUGUUAUCGUUUGUAGUGUCGAUGUCAUUCGAAGCACCUGUUGUCACCAUGUUGAAAAUCCUGUCUCCUAGUCGAAAAAAGCGUAUCGCUUAGUUUAAGUAUUGUAAUAUAAUAUUUGUAUAUGUAUAACAUAUACAUGUACAUAUGUAUGUAUUUAAUAACUUUUUCAUUUACAUUUCACACUUGUUCCUUAAGUUUUCAAUCAAUCAACAUGCAUAACUUCAUUUACACAAUUUACCGUUAUACAUAUGUACUGAAAAUGUAUUCCAUAGGGAAAUGUACUAGUGUAAAACAGGUGAGAUUCAGUUCAGCAACGUUACUCUUUUCCCUAAGAGCAACUGAUGACAUCAUUAGAACUGUGAGCGGAAUCCUUUAUCUAAAAUACCGAACACUCACGAAGUAGUCCCAAAUUCAAGGAAAGUUUUCUCGCUCUCGUUCACAUUUCCCUUUUGUGUAUUCCUGUACAUAUGAAUAAGAGGUGCAAAUUAAAAUUUAAACUAUUUAUCCAC